Molecule: messenger RNA, 510 nt
Organism: Mesorhabditis spiculigera
Lineage: Eukaryota; Metazoa; Nematoda; Chromadorea; Rhabditida; Rhabditidae
Source: the annotation of a GenBank genome assembly
AUGGCCGGUUAUGCGCUAAAGCGACUGAUGACUGAAUAUAAAGAAUUGAUGUCGCAUACGCCGGAGGGAAUUCUGGCAGCUCCGAUUGACGAAGAAAAUUUCUUCGAAUGGGAAUGCUUGAUUACUGGCCCCGAAGCGACUCCUUUCGCCUAUGGGGUAUUCCCCGCACGUAUUUCGUUCCCCCAGGACUAUCCGCUCAGCCCGCCGAAAAUGAGAUUUACCUGCGACCUCUUCCAUCCGAACAUCUACCAAGACGGCCGUGUUUGUAUCUCGAUUCUCCACGCGCCUGGUGAUGAUCCUACCGGCUACGAAACGAGCAGCGAGCGAUGGUCGCCGGUACAAAGCGUUGAGAAGAUUCUCCUUUCUGUCGUUAGUAUGCUCGCCGAGCCAAAUGAUGAAUCAGCGGCUAACGUCAAUGCUGCAAAAAUGUGGCGCGAGGAUCGAGCACAGUUCGAACGUAUUGCUAACAAUCUCGUCAGGAAGACUUUAUCGUUGCCCCAACCAGAUUCG